AUGCACACGACGGCUCAACUCGACAGCCUCGAACUGGAUGAAUCAAGUGGACAGGGCUCCAAGCGCGCCGCCAGCAUGAUCUUUCGCAUCGAGCAGCUGCUGCCCGGCAGCACCACGGCGACCACAACGACAGUGGCCACGCCCACGAUCUCGAACCAGCAGGCGCCCGCCAAGAGAGCGAGGAGCAGCUUACGUCCAGGUGUCUAUACAGCUCAGUAUACGCCCAAGGACACGUGCUCCGGCGGCAUACCCACUGCAGCGCUGCUCAGCUCCAUGGGCACGCCCACUGCCAGCGACGCCCACGUGCAUUGCGGUCUGGCGAACGGCGAAUUGGCGCUAACCGCCUCGAUGCUGCGACAGAUCAAACUCUCCGAGGACAUUUACAGCUUCAAUGCGCUGUUCGAGCUGCACGCCGGACAGCUGCGCAUUCGACUGGUGCGGGACGUGGGCCGCGAGGACGAGAUUGUGGCCUGGUUCGGCGAGGAGCUGGUGUUGCUCAUGGGCAUACCCUUUCUCACACCGCUCAACAUACAAGGCAACAAUCGUUACACCUGUCAUCUGUGCCAUUUGACCUUCGAGACGCCACAUCCGUUGAAGAUCCAUCUGGCCCUGGGCUGUGGCCGCAGCGUUAUGGAUCUGCUGUGGAUGCGCCUGCAUUACGCACUGAAGGCGACGGCACCAGCUCCACCCAGCUCAACAACCACAAUAACUCUGUCACCCACACCGGCCACCUCCUCGACAUCCUCGGCCUCGCCGAAUCGCUCGCCACCACCGCCUCCUGCAGCCACAUCCGCACGCUUCUCCGCCUUUCGUCCGCUGGCUGGCAUGCAACCGCUUGGCCUGCCCUUGCCACACAGCUCUCAGCCGGCGGCAGCAACGAUGUCCUAUCUGCCCUCCAUUUCAGCGAUGGGUGCACCGCAUCCGAUGAACGCAGCCGCACAGAUCGAGGCAAUCGUCAGCAACAUGGGCGCCUCGAAGCAGGGCCAUCUGUGCAUCUACUGCGGCAAGGUCUACUCUCGCAAGUACGGCUUGAAGAUUCACAUACGCACCCACACUGGCUUCAAGCCACUCAAGUGCAAGUUCUGUCUGCGUCCCUUCGGCGAUCCGAGCAAUCUCAACAAGCACGUGCGCCUCCACCUACAAACGCAGCCGAGUGGCAGCAGUGGCGAAGCCGAUGGCCAGCAGGAGGCGGGCUACCAAUGCCAGAUCUGCCAGAAGACGCUCGCCCGGGCCAGAGAUCUGCAGCGGCACAUGGAGACGCGACAUGCCGCAAGCAGCACCACAACAACUGCAACUGCGUCGGCGACAGAGAGCGCCGUGCCGCAUCAUAGCUGAGUG
Drosophila navojoa is the source of this 1338-nucleotide messenger RNA. It is a transcript of the gene Prdm13, whose product is annotated as PR/SET domain 13. Gene Ontology annotation, cellular component: nucleus. The record is from RefSeq and is a predicted model, not a curated record. Gene Ontology annotation, biological process: regulation of transcription by RNA polymerase II. Gene Ontology annotation, molecular function: DNA-binding transcription factor activity, RNA polymerase II-specific. Lineage: Eukaryota; Metazoa; Arthropoda; Insecta; Diptera; Drosophilidae.